Messenger RNA from Python bivittatus (Burmese python), 1970 nucleotides. RefSeq names its product dihydrolipoamide branched chain transacylase E2 (gene DBT). Gene Ontology annotation, molecular function: lipoic acid binding; acetyltransferase activity. Gene Ontology annotation, cellular component: mitochondrion; cytoplasm. The record is from RefSeq and is a predicted model, not a curated record. NCBI's taxonomy places the organism in Eukaryota, Metazoa, Chordata, Lepidosauria, Squamata, Pythonidae.
AUCUUUCCGGGAUAAGAUGGCGGCAACGAUUGCAUUGAGGAGCAGCUGCCGAGCAGCCGGGCGUUUGCUCUGUGUUCACCAGAUAAGGCUGUAUAAUAACUUUUGUUUGCUAAAGCAAAAAUACAUUUCUGAGUUUGAGAAGACUUUAUGGAGGUACCAACAUCAGCAUCGAUCAUUUAGAACAACUGCUGCUUCACAUGGCCAGAUUGUUCAGUUCAAGCUCUCUGAUAUUGGAGAAGGAAUCACAGAAGUGACAGUGAAAGAGUGGUAUGUAAAAGAAGGUGAUGUUGUGUCGCAGUUUGAUAGCAUCUGUGAAGUACAAAGUGAUAAAGCCUCAGUCACAAUCACCAGCCGUUAUGAUGGCAUCAUUAGAAAACUCCAUUAUGGGUUAGAUGAAAUUGCCCGUGUGGGGAAACCCCUGGUGGAUAUAGAAACAGCUACUUUGAAAACUGUAACUCCUGAAGAAGAUGUGGUUGAAACACCUGCUGUGUCACGUGAAGAGCAGAUCCACCAGCAGAUCAAAGGCCAUAAGACCUUAGUAACCCCUGCUGUUCGCCGCCUUGCUAUGGAAAACAAUAUUAAGCUGAGUGAAGUUGUCGGAACAGGGAAAGAUAACCGUAUUCUCAAAGAAGACAUUCUUAACUACUUAGCCAAGCAGACUGGAGCAAUUUUACCUCUGUCACCAAAACCUGACAUCAUCACACCUUCAUCAAAACCAGAACUUACUGUAGACAUGUCAAAAGAGAAGGCCGCAGGAACUCUAACACCUCUUUCUAAACCCGUAAUUUCAAGGAAAGAUACAACAGUGGCCUUAUCUGGAUUUCAGAAGGCAAUGGUGAAAACUAUGACUGCUGCUUUGAAAAUUCCUCACUUUGGUUAUUGUGAUGAGGUUGACCUCACGCAGCUCAUCCAGCUGAGAGAAAAGUUGAAACCUUUAGCACAAGAACGGGGAGUUAACCUCACUUUCAUGCCCUUCUUUUUAAAGGCUGCUUCUCUAGGCUUAUUACAUUACCCCAUUCUUAAUGCUUCAGUGGAUGAAAACUGCCAAAACAUCACAUACAAGGCUUCUCACAAUAUUGGAAUUGCCAUGGACACGGAACAAGGCUUGCUUGUCCCUAAUGUGAAAAAUGUCCAAGCCUGUAGUGUGUUUGAGGUCGCUUCAGAAUUAAAUCGCCUACAAAAGUUGGGCUCAGCUAACCAGUUGGGAACAAAUGACCUCACAGGGGGAACAUUCACACUUUCCAACAUUGGCACAAUUGGUGGCACUUAUGCAAAACCAGUGAUCCUACCUCCUGAAGUAGCUAUUGGUGCUCUUGGAAAAAUACAGAUCCUUCCUCGAUUUAACAGUAAAGGUGAGGUGUUUAAAGCACAAAUAAUGAAUGUGAGCUGGUCAGCUGAUCACAGAAUCAUUGAUGGUGCAACCAUGUCUCGUUUUUCUAACGUGUGGAAAUCCUACUUGGAGAAUCCUGCUUCCAUGCUGAUGGAUCUUAAGUAAAGAAGACAAACAGCUGGAUGACUUAUUUUAAUUCCGAAACUGCAAUCAGGCUAGUUAAGCUAGCAAGUGCCAUUAAAAUUAACUUCGUACUUCAGAACUGCAUUGUGUUUGCUAGAUCUUUCAGAUCCCUGCUCUGUAUCUUGAUUAUCUGUUACAUUUUUGUCUAGCUGAAUUGCUUAGCGGUAAAUUGUUUGGCUAUAAGCUAUAAUAGGUCAUUGACAAGGUGGCAGAAACUUAUAGUGACAAAACGUGCUAUAUUCCACUGUUAGGGUAUUAUCAAAUGGAGGCUGCUAACAAUAUUUGUGGGAUUCUUAUUUGAAACUGCUUGCACUGUUCACAAAAUAAAUUACAACCUGAUUAGAAAUGAGAGUACCUGGAUGAGACACUAACGGAGUGUUAGCUAUUUCUUAUGCAAUUAAUGCACUACAGAUAAUGUUCAAAUAAAAUGCUUUUAAUGCUUAUUUUAUUAAAGAUA